Molecule: messenger RNA, 2732 nt
Organism: Rhineura floridana
Lineage: Eukaryota; Metazoa; Chordata; Lepidosauria; Squamata; Rhineuridae
Gene: SCRN3
Product: secernin 3
Exons: 8
Coding region: 306-1571 (421 amino acids)
Biological process (GO): proteolysis
Molecular function (GO): cysteine-type exopeptidase activity; dipeptidase activity
Source: RefSeq, a predicted model, not a curated record
AGAAGGAGGAGUCGGCCCGGGCCUUGGACUCCUCCCCUCCUGCUUGUUAUUCUACCUCAGAACUGAAACCAGAGCCACAGUGACGGAAAAGGUGAGGAAGAACAGCGCCUGCUUUAUCGAGAGACGUCGACGGACUGUAAAGCGAGCAAGGCCGAAGCCCAUGCCUGGUGCGCAGGCAGAAGCUGACGCAGUCCCCCGUAAGGCUCCGCCUGGAUCGGGCAGCCUUGAAGCUGUCAAGGGACGGGUAGGCUUCCCGAUCUCUCCUUGUACCUUAGACGCCCACAGAGAGCGUUCGCUGGUAUAAGAUGGCUUCCAUGAUCACUGAACCUUCCUCCUGUGAUACGUUUGUGGCUCUGCCUCCAGCCACAAUUGGCAGCAGGAUCAUCUUUGGAAAAAAUUCAGACAGGCCCUCUGAUGAAGUCCAGGAGAUUGUGUACUUCCCUGGUGCAAUUCAUGGCCCAGGAGAAAAAGUUCAGUGUACUUAUAUAGAAAUUGAACAAGCACCAGAAACGUAUGCAGUUGUUCUGAGUCGUCCAUCUUGGCUCUGGGGUGCUGAAAUGGGGGCCAAUGAGCAUGGAGUUUGCAUUGGGAAUGAAGCAGUGUGGGGGAAAGAAGAAGUCUCUGAUGAUGAAGCACUCCUAGGCAUGGAUCUUGUCAGGCUUGGGCUUGAAAGAGCUGAUACUGCAGAAAAAGCUGUCAGUGUCAUUGCUGACUUGCUGGACAAGUAUGGCCAAGGUGGAAACUGUAUGGAGAGUCAUAUGGCAUUUACAUACCAUAAUAGUUUUCUGAUAGCAGACAGAAAGGAAGCUUGGAUACUGGAAACCUCUGGAAAGUAUUGGGCUGCAGAGAAAGUAGAAGGAGGAGUACGGAAUAUUUCCAAUCAACUAUCAAUAACAACCAAGAUGGAUCGUGAGCAUCCAGAAAUAAGGAGUUAUGCUAUAAGCAAAGGCUGGUGGGAUGGCAAAAAAGAAUUUGAUUUUGCUGCUACCUAUUCAUAUGUAAAUACUGCCAGGAUGACUACUACCAGAGGCAGAUACUGUGAAGGCUAUAAACUACUGAAGAAGCAUACAGGCAUGAUAACAGCUGAAACAAUGAUGACAAUCCUUCGGGAUAAGGAGAGUGGCAUUAAUAUGGAAGGAGGCUUUAUGACCACUGGAAGCAUGGUUUCCAUACUUCCUCAGGAACCCAGCCUCCCUUGCAUUCAUUUCUUUACUGGAACUCCAGACCCUGACAGGUCUGUCUUUAAACCUUUCAUUUUUGUGCCAAAUAUUACCCAGUUGCUAAAAACCAGCUCCCCAGUGCUUGGUACUGAUGAUCCAGUUAAAAAGCAACCACGAUUUCAGACUAAGCCAGAUAGAAGACAUGAACUCUACAAAAAACAUGAAAGAGCAGCUGUUGUGAUGGAAUCUUCUAAGGAAAAGGGUGAAAUGAUGUUGGAACAGAUCCGAAAGUUGGAGAAAGAGAAGAUGAAUGAAAUGGAGCAUAUUCUACAGAAGGGAUGCUUAGACGUUGAUCAAGCAGUUAAUCUUUUCUCAAACUGCACAGAAGAUGAAAUCCAUGCAUAUGCCUAAGAUGAUACUGGCAGUUACUUAGCUUUCAGGAUAAUUUUACUUCCCAAAGCAGUUUUAUUCUGUGUACAUUGCCAGAAUUGGUCAAAUAGCAUAAUCAAACUGGAAAGCAAGGAAAUUUUCCGUUACGCUUCAGAAAGGGAACUGCUAAUUAUGAAUAGCAUAAUUCAACCCUCAGCUAUAAAAUGACUAUGCAAAUGAUGGAGAUUUUUGUUCUACAUGUAUUUUGUAACAGUACUUCAUGCCAAGCUCUAUGUACGCAGGACAAUAAAUAUCACACCAUUUGAUCUUUAAGAUACAAUUUGUUUGUUAAUAUAAGGCAAUUACCUCACAAGAUUAUUCAGCAAACAUAAGAAUGGAAGAAGUAACAUGGGAUGAAAAUCUACCUGUAGAGAUGGCAAAAAAAGAAAAAAAAAUAGCAAUAGAAUUUGUAUGGUAAGUGUAAAUGGGGUCUAGAUAUGGAAAUUCUGUCAUGAAUUCUUCUUUCCCUCAUUUGAUUACUUUGCUGUACAAAUAUAUUGUGAAUUGCAAUGUGGUAACAAGUCUGAAAGUUGCACUUGUGACUUCUAAGUAUGUUAGUAUAGAAGAGCCUAUUUCUAGCAUGACUUUAUGUAUAAUUCUGGGGAAGUUGAUAAUGUGAGGUUUACUCUAAAAAAAAUACUGAUCUUCCAUUACAGUGUGAUUUUAAAUUAAUACUUUGAUCCUAAGUAUGACCCUUUACAGGGAGCUCUAUGUAUUUGAGAUUAGAAUCCAUACCACUUCAAUUUCUCUCUUAAGAGGAGACAUUUUAAAAAAUCAAAAUGCUAUGGUGAAAUGUUUGUUUAAAAUCAUUGUGCUAGGAAAAAGUAGUGCCACAAUCCUGCACCUAAGAUACACUGAAAGCAACAGAAUAUUUAGUGAUUACUACAGUUCCACUGCUUUUAGAUCUUUACUGUGGCCAAUUUAUGCUGGAUUAAAGCCUAAAUUUAGCUGUGGCAAACACAGACUUUAAGUGCUCUUAUGUAGCCAUCUGUUUGAACUUGAGCUGAGAAUUAUGGUAGAAUCUUAAAUAAGCAUGAAUAAAAACUAACAGAAUAUCAUGGAAGAAAUUCUUCAUUAUUUCAAUGGACAGUAAAUGAGAAUUGCUUUAGAUAUCUUUACUUGAAUUAGGUGGUUUUAUUGUUU